ACAAACAAAAGAGAAGGUCCUGAUUUUUUUAGUUCGUGACUGAUGUGGGCGUUUAACACUCCCCAGCCAAAGCAACCACCGUCAGUGUUCAACCCACCUCGUGCUCCUCCAAAACUUCAUUUUUCAUCUGUUACCUUAAACCCCUCAAUCUCCACCUCAACGCCUAGCAACAAUCACCUAAUCCAAUCAUUGUGCAAACAAGGUAACCUUAAACAAGCCUUCAAGCUCCUUUCCCAUGAACCCAGUCCUUCUCAAAGAACCUACGAGCUCCUUAUCCUCUCAUGCGCCCACCAAAAUUCACUUUCCCUUGCCCAAUCCCUUCAUUCCCAUAUUUCCGAGAAUGGGUUCGACCAAGAUCCUUUCUUGGUUACCAAACUUAUAAAUAUGUAUGCUGAUUUGGAUUCACUCGAUGACGCUCGCAAGGUGUUCGAUAAAACGCGUAAGAGAACAAUUUUCGUUUGGAAUGCGCUUUUUCGAGCGCUUACUUUGGCUGGUUUUGGGGAAGAAGUUUUGGGUUUGUAUAGAAAAAUGAAUAGGAUUGGACUCCCAUCGGAUAGGUUUACUUAUACUUAUGUGCUUAAAGCUUGUGUCGCUUCUGGAUGUAUGGUUUCGCUAUUAAAGAAAGGGAAGGAGAUUCAUGCUCAUAUUUUAAGACAUGGGUUCGAAGCACAUGUUCAUGUUAUGACUACUUUGGUUGAUAUGUAUGCGAGGUUUGGUUGCGUUGCACAUGCGAGUCUUGUUUUUGAGAAGAUGCCUGUUAGGAAUGUGGUUUCUUGGAGUGCAAUGAUUGCGUGUUAUGCUAAAAAUGAAAGGCCUUUUGAGGCAUUGGAGCUUUUUAUGGAAAUGAUGACCGAGACUCUUGACUCCAUUCCAAAUUCGGUUACUAUGGUCAGUGUUCUUCAAGCUUGUGCAGCUCUGUCAGCUUUGGAGCAAGGAAAGUUGAUUCAUGCUUAUAUCCUCAGGAGAGGGCUUGAUUCAGUUUUGCCAGUUAUAAGUGCACUUAUUACAAUGUAUUCUCGAUGUGGUGAGCUUGAAUUGGGGCAACGGAUUUUUGACCGGAUGGAGAAAAGGGAUGUUGUGUCAUGGAAUUCAUUGAUAUCAAGUUAUGGUAUUCAUGGAUAUGGGAAGAAAGCAAUGCAAAUUUUUCAAGAGAUGAUUUAUCAAGGUGUUUCCCCAAGUCCUAUAACUUUUGUCGGUGUUUUGGGAGCUUGCAGCCAUGCAGGUCUUGUUGAAGAGGGAAAAAGGUUGUUCGAUUCGAUGUGUAAAGUACAUGGAAUAAUUCCUAGUGUUGAGCACUAUGCCUGUAUGGUCGAUCUUCUUGGUCGUGCCAAUAGGUUAGAAGAGGCAGCUAGGAUUAUAAAUGAAAUGCAGAUCGAACCUGGAGCUAAGGUUUGGGGUUCACUUCUUGGCUCAUGUAGGAUUCAUUGUAACGUAGAGCUAGCAGAGAGAGCUAGCCAUAGACUAUUUCAACUCGAACCCCUAAGUGCUGGGAAUUAUGUACUUCUAGCUGAUAUUUAUGUGGAAGCCGAGAUGUGGGAUGACGUAAAGCGAGUGAGGAAGCUGCUCAAAACUCGCUCACUGCAAAAAGUUGCAGGCAGAAGUUGGAUUGAAGUGAAAAGGAAAAUGUAUUCAUUUGUUUCUGUCGAUGAGUUCAAUCCUCAGAUUGAACAGAUCCAAUCCUUGUUGAUUAAACUGUGUGCAGAAAUGAAGGAGAAGGGAUAUAAACCGCAAACCAAAGUCGUUCUGUAUGAUCUCGAGGAAGGCGAAAAGGAACGCAUUCUAUUAGGUCACAGUGAAAAACUCGCAGUUGCAUUUGGACUCAUCAAUACAAAUAAAGGGGAAACCAUAAGGAUAACAAAGAAUUUGAGGCUAUGUGAAGACUGCCACUCGUUCACAAAGUUCAUUUCCAAGUUUACAAAUAAAGAGAUUCUGGUUCGUGAUGUGAAUCGCUUUCACCAUUUCCAGAAUGGAGUCUGUUCAUGUGGGGAUUAUUGGUAGUCAUACCUUUCCCUUUUAUUUAUUUUUGAGUUCUAAAUAAGUCAUAAAACAGCAGAGAGAUCAUAUAGAUGUGUACAGCAGACCAGUAAGCCUAAUUGGUUUGUCAUCGUUGUGUUUGUUUUUAACCCGUAAUUUAAUACUAUGGAUCAGACAAGUUUAAAGUUU
This is a messenger RNA of Hibiscus syriacus, 2163 nucleotides long. RefSeq names its product pentatricopeptide repeat-containing protein At3g46790, chloroplastic-like. The transcript has a single exon. Lineage: Eukaryota; Viridiplantae; Streptophyta; Magnoliopsida; Malvales; Malvaceae. The record is from RefSeq and is a predicted model, not a curated record. Gene Ontology annotation, biological process: RNA modification. Gene Ontology annotation, molecular function: zinc ion binding; RNA binding; protein binding. The coding region runs from base 43 to 1998 and encodes 651 amino acids.